AUGGGUUUGUGGAUAGUCCUCAAACGGUUAAAUGUCCUAAUAUUAGAGUUGGGUCAGUCUAAUGCUGCAUUGCAUUAUCCAUAUCAUGAUCCAGUCAUGAAUGAUGCAAUGCAGCAUUGGCAUUUUCAUUCUAUCCAAUCCAAGUUCCAACAAAAACAAUGUGAUACGAAUUCCAAUCUCACGCUAACUGCUGAGGAAGCUGAGCUGCUUGAAAAACAAUCCGGAAUUCUUUCUGUUAUGCCUGAGUUGAGAUAUGAGCUCCACACAACUCGGACGCCCCAGUUCCUUGGAAUGUUAGGCGGCAUAAACGAAGCCGUCUUCCCGGCAUCAGAGAAACUGAGCAAGGUGAUUAUUGGAGUGGUAGACACCGGCGUAUGGCCCGAGAUCAAAAGCUACGAUGACAAAGGGCUUGGGCCAGUGCCAAGAAGCUGGAGAGGGCAGUGUGAGGAAGGCAAGAACUUCAACUCCUCAAGUUGCAACCGAAAACUCAUUGGUGCGAGGUUUUUCCCAAAAGGGUUUGAAGCAUCAAUUCUUGGACCCAUUGAUGAAAAAGUAGAAUCAAGAUCACCAAGAGAUGUUGAUGGCCAUGGAACUCACGCCUCAACCAUUGCAGCCGGAUCUGCAGUUCCAGGAGCUAGCCUAUUUGGUUACGCUUCAGGGACAGCAAGGGGGAUUGCUACACAAGCUAGAGUGGCCACAUAUAUAAGGCUUGCUGGUCUGUAUGAGGAUUUAUACACCGACUUUAUUGCUAUUGGAGCUUUCUCUGCCAUGGCCAAGGGAGUCUUUGUAUCGUGUUCAGCUGGGAGUCGCGGCCCAGAAUCGGAUAGUACAUCCAAUAAUGCACCUUGGAUAACCACCGUGGGUGCUGGAACACUAGACCGUGAUUUCCCAGCAUAUGUUAGCUUGGGAAAUGGGAAAAAAUACAGAGGAGCAUCAAUUUACAGCGGAACACCCUUAUCUAGUGGAUUGCAUCCACUUGUUUACGCUCGCAAUGCAAGUAACUCUACAAGUGAUCAAUGCGCUCCUGACAGCUUGAUUCCUGAAAAAGUUGUUGGGAAAAUUGUGGUGUGUGAUCAGGGAGGAACUAACAGGCUCGAUAAGAGUAUGGUGGUAAAAAAGGCCGGUGGCAUGGGGAUGAUUUUGGCUGACACUGAAGGUUAUGAUGAAGAACAACUUGUUGUCGACUCAUAUGUCUUGCCUGUAGUCGUGAGUUGGGUGUCGAACCCUCACCGGUGGUGGCAGCAUUCUCUUGUCUGGGGUACUCCAGCAACAUACAAGGUCUCAGUUCCUACACAGACACCUUCAGUGAAGAUCUUGGUUGAACCAAAAUCGCUGAGUUUCACUCGACCAUAUGAGAAGAAGACUUAUACCGUGACUUUUGUGGCCAGUCCUAUGACAUCUCGUACAAAUAGCUUCGGUCGCUUGGAAUGGUCUGAUGGCAAACACAUAGUGAGUAGUCCUAUUGCCAUCUUCUGGUAUUAA
This is a messenger RNA of Prunus armeniaca (apricot), 1482 nucleotides long. The record is from the annotation of a GenBank genome assembly. NCBI's taxonomy places the organism in Eukaryota, Viridiplantae, Streptophyta, Magnoliopsida, Rosales, Rosaceae.